AUGGGCGACGAAGAAAACUCUGGAUCGGGAACUAUCUACUCCCGCAACAAGGAGGACACGCUCGAGGCCGAGACCCUCCUCUGGCGCGCCAUGUGCGACUCCAAGCCAAAGCACCUCAAGAAGUACCUCGACAAGGAGGCUGUUCUCGCCCACCCUGGCUUCAAGCCCUACUCUCCGAAAUCCAAGCCGACCCUACAGGAGUUCCUCGACGAGGACUGGGAGCCCUGGACGGCCUACAAGAUGCACGACGACCCCGAGUUCGUCGAAAUCGACGUCAUGAGCUCCAGCCUCGUCUACCGCGUCACCGCCUGGCGCCAGAAGGGCAACAAGCUGGUCGCGACCGAGGGCAUCUGUAACAGCGUCUGGAAGCAGGAGCCCGGCGGCGAGUGGACUUGCUGCUGCCACCACAUGAGCACUGUUUAA
Messenger RNA from Colletotrichum graminicola M1.001, 423 nucleotides. RefSeq lists its product as uncharacterized. The record is from RefSeq and is a predicted model, not a curated record. The transcript has a single exon. Lineage: Eukaryota; Fungi; Ascomycota; Sordariomycetes; Glomerellales; Glomerellaceae. The coding region runs from base 1 to 423 and encodes 140 amino acids.